Messenger RNA from Baudoinia panamericana UAMH 10762, 881 nucleotides. RefSeq lists its product as uncharacterized. The record is from RefSeq and is a predicted model, not a curated record. The coding region runs from base 249 to 776 and encodes 175 amino acids. Lineage: Eukaryota; Fungi; Ascomycota; Dothideomycetes; Mycosphaerellales; Teratosphaeriaceae. The transcript has a single exon.
GCAUUAGCAUGCUUGAGUCAUGGAGGUCACCGAGUCAUGCAUCCACGCUCAGACCCCGCUAGCGCACACGAUCUCCAAUCUCCAGCACCGACUGUCGUGCUUCGCUCUCACACAUCACACAUGGUGCAAGCUGCAUGUGUUCUCAAGGUAAGAAUUUUCAGUGCGUAUUUGCCGGGCAGGCAGGCAGCGGCAGGCAAGAGAGCAAAUUUCGGUAUCCGAGCGUGGGAUAUUGAACCGGCCACCACAGCAUGGCCCGCUCACCAAGCCGCAGAGACGAUCGUUACCCGCGGAGCAGCCGCUACGAUGAUCGUGAGUAUACAGACAGAUCGCUUGGGCGUGACGGAAGUGGACGUUAUCGCCUGGGAAGCCCAGUCCGCGGCGCACUAAUUAAAGAAGACUCCCGUGACGACAGGGACCGCCACCGAGAUCGUGACCGGGCGAGGGAAAGAGAUGGAGAUAGGCGGCAUCGGGACGAUCGGUCGCGUGAGCGCUAUGAAGAUCGUCGGUAUCGCUCUCGGCGUGAUGGAUCCCGCAAGAGGAGCAGGGAGUACUCUCCGGUGAGAGACCGUCGUGACGAGCGUCCCGGAAGCGGACAUGGACGUCGCCGCGAUGAUUACUACGUAGAUCGCAGCAGUAAGAGGCCACGAUACGAUGACAGAAGCUCAGCUCCACGGUCGCGCACCAAUAGUAUGGAGCCACCGCCGUCGAGCACCAGCAGGAAUGGUCGUCAGGUACGUCCCUUGACCUCGCGCUGUACGUCUUCCCUGCUGACCUAACAGUUGUCGCCACGCCGUCAGGCAACUUCAUCCCCACGCCGCCCUACCAAAGAGGAACGGGAGGCAGAAGCAGCCAAGGCCAAAGAAGCAGAGCUCAAAGCGAGG